Manis javanica (Malayan pangolin) is the source of this 1179-nucleotide messenger RNA. It is a transcript of the gene PSMG2, whose product is annotated as proteasome assembly chaperone 2. NCBI's taxonomy places the organism in Eukaryota, Metazoa, Chordata, Mammalia, Pholidota, Manidae. The record is from RefSeq and is a predicted model, not a curated record. Gene Ontology annotation, cellular component: nucleus; cytosol. Gene Ontology annotation, biological process: proteasome assembly.
CGAAGGACCCCGGCCAGCCGGCUCCGCCUCGCUCGGGCCGCGCGGGGCUCCAGGGACUCCGGCAGGUGGACUCGGUGCUGAGCUGCGGCUUCCACCCUGCUGCAGCCUUGAUUCUUCCCAGGCCUUCUCCCAUCCUCUUCCUCCCACUUGAGUGCGACAUGUUUGUUCCUUGCGGGGAGUCGGUCCCCGACCUCGCGGGUUUCACCCUCCUCAUGCCAGCAGUAUCUGUUGGAAAUGUAGGCCAGCUUGCAAUAGAUCUAAUUAUUUCUACACUGAAUAUGUGUAAGAUUGGUUACUUCUAUACCGAUUGUCUUGUGCCAAUAGUUGGAAACAAUCCAUAUGCAACUGCAGAAGAAGAUACAACAGAACUCAGCAUAAAUGCUGAAGUAUAUUCAUUGCCUUCAAAGAAGCUAGUGGCUCUUCAAUUAAGAUCCAUUUUUAUUAAGUAUAAAUCAAAGCCAUUCUGUGAAAAACUGCUUUCCUGGGUGAAAAGCGGUAACUACGCCAAAGUCAUUGUUCUCUCCAGCAGUCAUUCCUGUCACCGUAAUGACCUGCAGCUUCGCAGUACUCCUUUCAGGUACCUGCUUACACCUUCCAUACAAAAAGGUGUUCAAAAUAAAAUAAACAGCCUUAACUGGGAAGAAAUGGAGAAAAGCCCAUCAAUUCCUGAAAUAGGUGAUUCUGAGUUUUGUGUCCGUAUUCCUGGAGGAGGAAUCACAAAAACACUCUACGAUGAAGGCUGUUCUAAAGAAAUCCCAAUGGCAGUUCUGCUGAAAUUUGUUUCAGAAGGAGACAACAUCCCAGAUGCAUUAGGUCUUGUUGAAUAUCUUAAUGAAUGGCUUCAGAUAAUCAAACCACAUUUACAGGGUGAUGACCCCACAAUGUCUACCUCACCAUGGAAAAUUCCAAGUUCUUGGAGAUUACUCUUUGGCAGUGGUCUUCCUCCUGCACUUUUUUGAUCUGUUUUCAGUUUUAUAAAACUUAUAUAUCAAGAUACUACCAACACAACUGUUAAACAACUAUAUAAAAAUAUGUAUUAUCUAACAAUGUAUUAGGAGAUAAAUCUUUACUUUUCUUAGAAAAGCUCAAAGAAAAAUGGAUUAACAAAAGGUUUUUGCCCAUGCUUUUCAUUAUGUACAACAAAUGUAAAUUUUGUACAAUAAAAUAUUUCCUAAGUAA